Molecule: messenger RNA, 197 nt
Organism: Scutellospora calospora
Lineage: Eukaryota; Fungi; Glomeromycota; Glomeromycetes; Diversisporales; Gigasporaceae
Source: the annotation of a GenBank genome assembly
AUGUCUCAAGUUGGCAAAAAAGAAAGAAGACUACCCUCAGAUAUUUGGAAUAAUCAUUUUACUAAAGACAAAGAAAUUUCAAAAGGUCAUUAUGAAGAAACUUGCAAUUAUUGUUUUUAUCAUCAAACUAAAGGCUCUUCUCAAGAUUUUAAAGAGCAUUUAGCUAAUAAUUGUUCUAAUGUUUCUAAUGAAAUCAA